Trypanosoma theileri is the source of this 390-nucleotide messenger RNA. RefSeq lists its product as uncharacterized. Lineage: Eukaryota; Euglenozoa; Kinetoplastea; Trypanosomatida; Trypanosomatidae. The record is from RefSeq and is a predicted model, not a curated record. The annotation marks the transcript as partial. The transcript has a single exon.
AUGCGCACAAUUCUAUUGUUAACCUUGCUACUGAUACUCUCCUGCAUCUGUACAUGUGCAGCAGCAGCAGAGAGGAUGCCACUGCCGGUGCCACGUGUGGGUGGAUACGCUACAGAGGCGAAGGGAACAGGAGAACGGGGUGACCCUGUGAAAAUCUCAUCAGUUGAUGACCCAGAAACAGAUAUUCACAAUCCUAAACAUCCACACCAUUUGGGUAACGGUGAAUUCACUACUACUACACCAUCCCUCAGUAUGAGUGAGUCCAUGAUUGCCUCUGCCCCAACACCACCAGAUGGCCAACAACAAGAAUCAGCAGGAGAUCAACAGGCCGCCCCUACUGAGGAGUCGACUACGACGAGCACCGCAGCACCGAAGAAGAAGAAGAAGGAC